Thecamonas trahens ATCC 50062 is the source of this 5877-nucleotide messenger RNA. RefSeq names its product voltage-gated Ion Channel superfamily. The record is from RefSeq and is a predicted model, not a curated record. Gene Ontology annotation, cellular component: membrane; voltage-gated calcium channel complex. Bases 1 to 5877 code for a protein of 1958 amino acids. The transcript has 2 exons. Gene Ontology annotation, molecular function: high voltage-gated calcium channel activity; calcium ion binding. Gene Ontology annotation, biological process: calcium ion import across plasma membrane. NCBI's taxonomy places the organism in Eukaryota, Apusomonadida, Apusomonadidae.
AUGGACCUCCCCCUGGCCCACCUUCGGGCCUCGUCAUCCUCCUCGACCUCUUCUCCAGACCACGUUCCGCUCGUCACUGGCGGCCUGCGGGACGAGUCGCUCACCUCGACCUCGUCCUCGCGGUUUACUGCCUCUCACGCGGCGGCGUCGAGCUGGCUCGACUCAUCCGUCUCUGCUGUAGAGCGGGUCUCGUCGUUCUCGUCGACCUCGUCCGACUCGGUCCUUGCCCUCCCGUCAUCGUCGUCAUCGUCGUCGCUCCUCCGUGAGCGCCGUCUGUUGACCGGCAAGUACACCGACGCAUACGGUGGCGACGAGAGCGGCGGAAGCGGUGGACGCGGUGGCGGCCAAGGCGACGGGCUCAUCGAUGAGAGCCUUGACCUCGGACAGGCCGAUACCUCGAUUUCGCGCGCGCCCGACGGCUCGCGGAAGGCCGGGAGCAAGGCCAAGGCUUGCCGGAGCAAGAGCGCCCGGCGGCUGGUCGGCCACGCGCUUUGCUGCUUCUCGCCGACCUCGCGGUUCCGACGCAACGUGGCGGCGGCACUCGACUGGCCGUGGACCGACCGCAUCAUUCUCUUCUGCAUUCUCGUCAACACGGUGACGCUCACUCUGACAACGCGAGCCUCGCCGUCGUCGACAUCGACGCUCGAAGUAGUGGCGUACUACAUCGACUUGGCCAUCGGGCUGGUCUUCACUAUCGAGAUGCUGGCACGACUUGUGGUGCUUGGUGGGGUGACGCGGGCACCGCUGCGGCCAUGCGGCCGCAGGACCAGGACCCGGCACGCGGCGGCGUCGCGUGACGGCCUGUUUAGCGUCUCGGCGCCGCGCGCUGUCCACCACAACAUGCACAUCCGGUCGCUGGGAACUUCGCUCGAGGACGAGGGCGAACUCAUUGCCCGACUCACAGCGCUCAACAACGACGUCAACGCGCGAGUCUCGCACCACGGACGCGACACAUCGUACUUUCGCGACCCGUGGAACGUGCUCGACGCCUUUGUGGUGGCCACCUUCUGGCUCGCCUUUGCCGACGCAUCGUCGGUCAACUUCUCAGCCUUUCGCGCCUUCCGAGCCUUGCGCCCGAUGCGUGCGCUCAAGUUCUUUGCUGGCAUCCGGACGAUUCUCGACUCGCUCCGCAAGUCGUGGACGCUCCUCCUCAAUGUGGUUCUCUUUCUCGGCUUCUUCUUCUCGGUCUACGGCAUUGUGGGCAUCUCGAUGUUUGGCGGCUCGCUCUCGCGCCGAUGCCUCCCGCCGGGUGCGUCGCUGGACACGCUGCCGCCAGACAUUCCGCCGCUUUUUUGCUCGUUCAGCACAUCCAAGGGCACAACGUGCCCAGAGCCGCUGGUGUGCACGCGGGUAGAGAACCCAUCGUACGGCUUUGUCUCGUUUGACAACAUCUGGCUCGCCACCCUCACCAUGUUCAUUGUCAUGACCCUCGAGGGCUGGUCCUCGAUCAUGUACUCGAUCAUGCAGUCCGAGUACGCCAUCUCUGCGCUCUACUUUAUCUCGCUCAUCAUCUUCCUCUCGUUCCUUGUUGUCAACUUGUUUGUAGCAGUCAUUGUCGAGAAGUUUGGCCAAGUGCGGCGGGAGGAGAACCGGUCUGCGUUUUCGGGCGGCUCGCGGCUUGGUUCGGGCGCCGCGGGUCUUCCCUUUGCCCGCUUCUUCCUCACCAACUCGGACGACGGCUCCAUCCAGCUCUUUUAUGCUCAGUCUGCGUUUGACACGUCAACGUGCUGGGGCGCGCUCGGCGCGCGAGCGUACGCCGUCAUUGCGUCAAAGUCGUUUGAGGCGCUCAUUUUCGGCUGCAUUCUGGCCAACUUGGUGCUGAUGGCGUCGGCGCACGACGGCAUGCCGGAGGGCUACGCCACCACGCUCUACGUUUGCGAGUUUGUCUUUACCAUCGUCUUUGCCGUUGAGAUGGUGCUCAAGAUCAUCGGCCGGCGCGGUAUCCGCAACUACUGCCGCGACCCGAUGAACGUUUUUGACGGGCUCAUUGUCGUGGCGACGACGCUCUCGCUCCUCCGGAUCACCCGCAACCUCUCUUUCCUGCGCGUCUUUCGGGUCCUACGCAUCACGCGGCUCUUGGUCAAUCUUCCCUCGUUGGUCUCGCUCCUCAAGAGCGUACUCGGCUCGCUCCGCGGCAUCGCCAACCUCAUGGCCUUUAUGGCGUUCUCGCUAGUCACGGUCGGCAUUCUUGGCAUGCAGCUGUACGCGCACACCUUUGACUCGCCGGCGGACCGGGCCAACUUUGACAACUUUCCGCGGGCGCUACUCUCCAUGUUCAUGAUUCUUGCCGGCGACGCUUGGCCGUACUUUCUCUUCAACGGCCUCCUCUCGCCUGCCGGCUGGUUUGCGCCGCUCUUCUUCAUCGGCUUUUACAUUUUCGGCGUCUACGUCCUCCUCAACCUCUUUGUGGCCGUCAUUCUGGAAAACUUUGAGAUGGCCGAGCUAGGCAAGAAGCGGGCGCAGCUCGAGCUGUACUUUGCCGACUUGCAGCCCAAGCCGACGCCGCUGGCGUCGCGGCGGAACGUGUACCGGCUGCUCCCGCCGAACCCGCGCAUGCUUCGGGUCCCGCAUCUGCCCGAAACCAUGACACCGGCCUUCCGCGCCGCGCCGAUCGACGACUUUCUGCACCCUGCGCCGCUGCCCAAGCCGCGGCCGCACGCCGACGUCGACGCACAUGUGCGGUCGAUUGCGGCACGGGCGCCGACAAGCAGUGAAGCGGCGACGCCACGGUCCGCCGCAGCACGCCCGCGCACAUGGCUCGGCCGACUGGCAGCGUGGCUGGCGGCGCCGGUCUCCCGUGACCCGUCGUCGUCGCGGGCCGCCGUCGGCUCGGUACUUGCAGCGUCGGCCUCGGUCCCGCUGACCAACACGCACGCGUCGGCGCGGCAGCGGCUGGCCGAGGAGCAGUUCUUUGAGGACCACCCGCGGUACAACGUCUCGCUCGGCUGCCUCGGCCCGUCGUCCAAGGUCCGAGCGGCGCUGGGGCGGCUGCUGGCCUCGCGCGGGUUCUGGCUCUGCGAAGUAGGCCUCAUUCUGGCGUCGUCGCUCGCGCUCUCGCUCGAGAACGUGCGCAACCGGUCCGAGGACGGCCCGGCCUUUGCCUUUUACAUUGCUGACGUCGUCUUUUUUACCCUCUUUGCGCUCCAGGCCUCUGCUGCCGUCACGGUCCACGGCCUGUUCUUUACCCCGCACGCGUACCUGGCGUCGGGCUAUAACCGGCUCGAUCUCGUGCUGCUCAUUGCGGGCGGGGUGCACCUUGCGACAGCGCGGUUUGCGUACGUACGGCUGGUGCGGUACUUUCGGGCGCUGCGGCCGCUACGGAUUGUGUCACGGUCUGCGGGCAUGCGGCGGAUCCUGCGGUCGCUCUUCCAGUCGCGGUGGGACAUUCUCAACGUGUGCCUGCUCAUGUUUGGCUUUUUGUCGUCUUUGGCCGUGGCCGUAUCAGGCGCAUGCGUCGGGAGCUUUGUCUCGCCCGACGAUGGCGUGCUCCGGCCACGGGCGUGGCGGGUGGCGCGGCUCAACUUUGACCACAUCGGUGCUGCCUUUGUCACCCUCUUUUCCGUGGCCUCGCUCGAGGGCUGGUGGGACGUCAUGUACGACGGCAUGGACGUGACGGCCAAGGGCGUCCAGCCUGCCACCAACGCGUCGGCGGCAAACGCGCUCUACUUUGUGGCCUUUGUCUUUCUUGGCUCGUUCUUCAUGCUCAACUUGUUUGUCUCGGUCAUCAUCAACAACUUCAGCAAGUACAACGGCCGCGCGCUGCUGACCGACCGGCAGCGGUCGUGGCUCGAUGCGCAAACGGCCAUCCGCCUGCUGCGGCCGUCCACGGUCCCGCCUGCGCCGCACCGGCCGGUGUGGCGGUCGCGGCUGUACGAGGCCGUGACCUCGCGGGCGUUUGAGCAUGUGGUUGCCUCGGCCAUUGUGGUGAACAUGACGUUUAUGAUGUCUGAGCAGCACAACCAAGGCGAGGCGUGGACCUUUGUGCUGUUUGUGGCGAACCUGGUCUUCACCAUCCUGUUUGCGCUCGAGGCGCUCGCCAAGGUGACUGCCUUUGGCCUUCGCGGCUACCUGCGAUCGUACUGGAACUGCUUUGACGGCUUUCUUGUCCUCGGCUCGCUCGUGCUGGUCGCUGCGCCGUCGCGGCUGUUCUUUACGGCCGCCGGGCGGCGAUUCUUCCGCAUCGCCCGCAUCUUCCGGCUGGUGCGGCACUCGACCUCGCUGCACACGCUGUUCCAGACCGUGGUCACUGCGUUGCCUGCCGUCUUCAACGUGGCCUCGCUCUUCUUUGUCCUCAUGUUUGUCUACGCCACGCUCGGCUCGGAGCUCUUUGGCGCCACCCGGCACGGGGCGUUCCUCAACGCAAACGCAAACUUUGAGUCGUUCGGCUCGGCGCUCCUCCUGCUGUUCCGGAUGGUGACCGGCGAGGACUGGCAGGGCAUCAUGCUCGACUGCGCCAUCCAGCCGCCGCUCUGCACCCGGCUCAAAGUCACAUCAGCGCUGUCGGUAACCUCGUCGUCGGCCGGCCCGCAGGACGACUGCGGAUCGGUCCUUGCAUACGCGUACUUUAUCUCGUUCUUUGUCGCCGGUGCGUACGUCAUGCUCAACAUGUUCAUUGCCGUCAUCCUCGAGAACUUCUCGUACUGCUCCUCGACCCACUCCAACUACGUGGUGGCGCCCAAGACCCUAGACCACUACAAACGGAUCUGGGCCUUGUUCGACCGCAAGCAAACCGGCCUGCUCACCCGCCCGCAGCUGCGGCCGUUCCUGUACACACUCGGUCCACCGCUCGGCCUCUCGGCGACCGCGCGCGCGCACCGCUGGGACUACCGCAAGAUCGAGUACCAGGCCCUGCAGCUGCGGCAGCUCUCGUUCUCGGCUCUGCUCAAGCUCCUCAUCCUGCGAUCAGUCGAUCCUGACUCGCUGCGGUAUGAGGAGCGGGCGCAGCGUGAGAUGCUGCUCGAUGAGGCCGACGCGGCCAUUGCCCUCGACACCAUGCAGCGCUUCCUGCUUCGCUACAAGGACGUGUUCCUCGCCAAGACCCACGCGCGACGCAUGGCGACCGCCGCCGCCGCGGCAGCAGAAACCGCCGCACGCGCCGCGCGCAAGACCUCGCUCAACUUCUCGCACUCGCGCUCUCGCUCCUUUUCACGCACCAUUGUGGCCGAGAGCGCGCUGGCCACUCACGACUCGAACCUCUCCAACGUCUCGGUGUCGUCGCUCUCGUCGACGCAGCAACAACGGUCGCUGACCGCGUCGCGGCGCUCGCGCUCGCGCUCGCCGUCCAAGGGUGGGCGGCGCGGCCACUCUCGCCGCCGCCUCCUCCGCGACUUGGUCCAGCAGCCGCCGUCGGCGCAGCACGACUCGUCGUCGACCCACGCUGCCGCCGUCGCCGCCGCACGUGGUGACGCCAACAUCUUUUCGCCGCACAACAUGGCCUGCCGCCCGCUCAUGCCUGCCGAGGCCCGCGCCGGUCUCCCGCACCUUUCAGACCCGGCGCUCCGCGACGCCGUCCUCGGCCUCUCGGCUCAAGCCCGCAGGGUGGCGUGCUCCGCACCGGCGUGGGCCCCACCGUCGGUCUUUGACGACUCGCUCGCGUCGUCAGACACCGACGAUCAAACUGGUACGCCCGACUCGGCCGACGCCGCUUCCCCGGCCUACGCCGAGGUGCACGGUCUCCCACGGACCGCAGACCUCUCCUCGCUCCUCGACGGCUACUCGGAAGGCUAUUCACUCGUCUACGGCCAAGGCAUGGCGCUCAACGCCUCGGCUCCCGUCGCUGGCAUCGCCCGCGACGACACCACCUCGGCCGGCACCGCCUGCGAGUAUCUCGACUCGGACGAUGAGCUCGGGCAGUCGGUCGAGGCUGAAGACGCUUGA